Molecule: messenger RNA, 2293 nt
Organism: Penaeus indicus
Lineage: Eukaryota; Metazoa; Arthropoda; Malacostraca; Decapoda; Penaeidae
Product: carbohydrate sulfotransferase 11-like
Exons: 5
Coding region: 11-1093 (360 amino acids)
Biological process (GO): carbohydrate biosynthetic process
Cellular component (GO): membrane
Molecular function (GO): sulfotransferase activity
Source: RefSeq, a predicted model, not a curated record
CGUCCCGAUAAUGUUGUGUCGUCGGUUGCCGCUAUUUUUCUCGUCUCUAUGUCUCGUGGCGGUUUUGACGGCGAGAGAAGCGAUUUUUCUUCUGAGGAAUAAAAACGUCAUUUCGAAAAAAGACGAAAGUAGCAUUCAAGUUUUCCCCUCGACAGUCGUGCCGUUAUAUACUCAUCAUCCUUCAACAGUACAUGACGAAUUAGUGUAUGACGGAGCAGACGAAGGGAAAAAUGUGCCGUUAUAUUCUAAUCAUCCUCCAACAGUACAUGGCGAAUUAAUGAAGAGGUUUUCGAACAGGAGAGAAACUCUCAGGGCAAAAUGUGCGGCAUUUCAGGGUGCUUUGCCCAAUAGGUUGAGGAGGUGGUUACCUCAGGCCAUGUAUUAUUCGCAGAAGUAUAAUAUUCUCGGAUGUCUGAUUGCCAAGGCAGGCGUGACCACUUGGAAAGUUCAUCUCAACCGAAUGUUGGGCCACGGUGGAGACACGGAGAGCACGGACAAUAUUAAAGCCAUCAAUAUGAUGUCAUUUUCCAAACUGACACGGUUGAUGGCAGAUGGUGGCGUCACAAGAGUGAUUAACGUACGAAACCCGAUCGACCGCCUUGUGUCCGCUUAUAAAGAUAAGUUCUUUAAUGGGCAGCCUAGGAUCCCCGGUGAAAAGCACCGGAAUUUCUUCCAGAAUGCCUUUAAGCUACUUGGCAAACCGUGGCACCGUGGGACUGUGACUUCGAUCACCUUUCGAGAAUUCCUACAGUAUGUCAUCGAGGAAUCGAAACACGGUCUGGACGGCAUGAACUGCCACUGGCGUCCAAUCUACACCGUCUGUCAGCCCUGUACAACAAAAUACAAGUACAUCGUGAAGCUUGAAACCAUUGAAGAAGAUUUGACGUUCCUCAGAGACGAAAUGGCCAUCAGCGAAAUGAACGUGGCUUUAAAAAGGAACGUAAAGAAGGAAUCUCGAACCAGUGAUGAUUAUUUUAAAGAUCUUCCGGUUGAUCUGCUGGUGGGUAUCAGGCGGUUGUAUGAGUACGAUUUUACUCUCUUUGGCUAUGUAAUACCUGGUUAUUUGGAGAACGUAGGCAAGCGAGGGACGUGAUAGUUUUUUUUCGAAUACGUAUUAAGAAGAAAAAAAAUAAGAUUACAUAUCAACAAAAUCUACUUUUAAGAUGAGAUGUUAUGUGAGAUCUAUUUCUAUAUAUUUUUUUAAAUUUUAUUAUUAUUUUUUUUUACAAUUUAUUGCCAGUAAUUUUAUUAUUAUUAUUAUUAUUAUUAUUUGUUUUUUUUUGUAUUAUAAACUUAAAUUGCGUAGUAACCUAGACCUUUCCUCAUGCAGAUUUCUCCUAAUAAACAGGGAAGUAGUGCGAGCGUAGUUACAAAUUUAGUGUGAAUAAAAUCACAACGAUUGUAAUAAACGUCAGCUCUACAAAGGAUGGUGAUUUUAGCCCACUAUUCUGUGUUUUUGCUUUACUUCUCUUCAAAGAUGCAUAUGCUAAUAUAAGACAGAAAGAAAGUGUAUCAUAAGACAUUAUCUGAGCAAAAAGGACUCUCGACUAGCGUGCAAGUUCGAGACACACGAAACAUGCCACAUACCUAAAAUGAAUAAUGCUAAACGUUCCGCUACGCUUCUCCAGGGUUUAGUUUACUUAUUUACAUAUUUAUUUAUCUACCAUGUCGUAGUCUAUUGUAGCUUUAAGAAUUUCAAGAUAAUAAUUUUGGGGAAGCCACGUGUAGAUUCCACCUGGUUGAUUGUUAUUGUUUCAGAUACCAGUCACUUCCAUGCUUAUUUUAAUUUUUCGUGUUUACUCCCAUAACUGAACUAUUCAUUUACACCAAUUUUAGACUAAUGUGGUAGUUUUCAUAUGGUAUGAUUUCAUACCAGGACACGAUAAUCGUCAUAUUUCAUUCGUAUGUAUUCACAUUUCGCACCUCAUUUGAGUAAUAAGUGGAACAUGAACAAUCACCCGCAGUUGCUUAGAGCACUAGCAAUAGUACAAUCGUGUCUGGAAACAGAAUUCAUUGAAACGAAAAAAAGGCAUUAAUAACAUUUGGAUUAUUUAUGGCAUCAUUCUCAUUCAUACUUUUUGUUAAGUCUUCCCCAUUUCACUUUACUCAUUUGACUGUAACAUCUAAAAGCUACAAUUAAAAACUAUAUGUUUUUAUUGUUCACAAUUGCCUUUUUAUAACCUCUGAGCUCAUUGUAAGGCAUUUAGCUGAUUUAGUCUCUUUUCUGGAGUCCGGAGUCCGUCUGUUUCACAACCACACGCAUUUCUACAAUUCCUCCUCUCGAUACCCCAGU